This is a messenger RNA of Ruditapes philippinarum (Manila clam), 3707 nucleotides long. Its product is annotated as polyhomeotic-like protein 2. The coding region runs from base 134 to 2878 and encodes 914 amino acids. Lineage: Eukaryota; Metazoa; Mollusca; Bivalvia; Venerida; Veneridae. Gene Ontology annotation, cellular component: PRC1 complex. Gene Ontology annotation, molecular function: protein binding. The transcript has 19 exons. The record is from RefSeq and is a predicted model, not a curated record.
AACGCAUUCUUAACUAUAAUCCUCACUACAAACAAUUAAUGGGUCAAAGAUGGCGGAAUUUUUAUUAAAAUUUAAUUAGGAAAAACUCUAUUUCCUGCGCAAACAGUUAGUUAUUUAAGAUUAAAUUGUGACAAUGGCAGACAACCAGCAACAACAAUCAUCCCAGCAACCACAGCAGCAACAACAACAACAGGUAACUGCUGUGGCACAACAACAACAACAACAACAGACUGUACAGAGACAGGUUUCCCAGACAUCAGUGGCACAGAGCCAGGCGUCAGGACAAGUCAGUACUCCACAGGCCAUACAGCCACAGCCACAACAGAAUAUUCAACCACAGCCCCAGCAACAGAGUAUACAACCCCAGCAACAGUCACAACAACAAAAUGUUCAACAACAGCAACAACAACAACAGACAAUACAACAACUGCCCCAGUUACAACAGAUAGCACCUCAGCAACAGCAGCACUUGUUACCAAACUUACAGACCAUUACGUCAUUACCUAACUUACAGACAAUGACGUCGGUGCCACUCAGCAUGGCCAUGGCUGGUAAUGCCAUGAAUGGAGGGAUGACCACCACAAACUUACGACCACAGCUUGCUCAGUUACCACAGGUUCAGGUGAUUCAUCAAGCCAUGCACAGCCCUUCCUUCAUGCCACAGUUUGCAUAUAACCAACAACAACAACUUAUGCUGCAGAAUAUGCAAGCAGCCAUGCAGGCAAAUGUUAUGAGUAUGAACCCUCAACAGAUCAACAUGGCCAACAUGGUGGCUAUGCAAGGAAGGCCAAACACUGGUAUGUUCACCCCAGCUGCAGCAGCCCAGACUCCCACCACACCUACAACACCUAACAUAAUGAAUAUUUCAUCUGGAAGUAAUACACUGGUUACCAGCUCAUCCACGGCCAGUACCAAUGCUGUCAAACCAACCAUAUCUAAUGUUGCUAAGCAACAGUCGUCACAGUCAACACAACAACAACAGCAACAACAACAGCAACAACAAAGUAAUAUUCAGCAACAGAAUCAGGGUCAGCAGCAACAACAACAACAACUUCAUGCUCUGAAUCAGGUACAGCAGGCCCAGGCAACUGCUAUGAUUGGAGGGAAACCAAUUAUUCUAGGUCAAGCUGGUUCCCUAUUACAGGGUCAGAUAGGUGUGAUUUCUGCCGGGCAGUUACAAACAACACAGGCAUAUGCUACUGGUCAAACAUUCGGACAAAUACAGUCGAAACCAGGUCAGCAGAUUAGUAUGGCAACCAAUUCAGGUCAAGGUCAGGUACAGCUAAAUAGUUCCCAGAGUCCAAUGCGAUUCUCACAGCCGCAGUUACUGGUUAGUAACGCUGGUAACGCGCAGCUGAUCUCGUCACAACCUGUGUUUACUAACCAGAUGUUACAGGCUAUGUCCCAGUUACAGCAUUACCCUCAGCAACCAAUGAUAUCAGCACAAGGUCAGACUCCCACAAUUAUAUCUGGUCAAGGGUUAUAUAUAAGGUCAGCUAAUCCAGUGCAGGCACAAGGUUUGGUCACUGGUGUACAGACGGCAAUGAAUUCUAACUUUAAAAACCCAAACCAACAGACACUUCAGACUGUGGCUGUGCCAAUACAGAAACAAACUACGGCAGCUCAGACUGGUAAAGUGCUUCUGCCGUCAGUCUCGAAACCUGUGACCGCCAAAGUACCGCCCACCAGUAUGACCGGCACGGCCAAGACCGGUACCCAGACAAUGCCCAAACCUAAAGGGAGACCAAAGGGAACUGGGAAAUCAUCACCUGCAGUAACUGUAACAGCAACAAAUCAAGUCAAAUCUGACCCUGUCCAGUCUCCCUCUAAACCUUCAACACCAACCAUCAGUCUCCCUAUAUUUGGGUCACAUGACAACAAGAGCCAAUCAGAUUCUGAGGUAGAGAGGAAAUCAACCAAUGAGGAGGCUCCGUCUGAAGAUAUUGACAUCUCAGCUGGUAGUGAAAAAAUUGAAGCUAAACAGAUAGAAAUGGAGGUAAAGGAAGUGCCUGUGGUUGUGGAACUGGAUCACAAGCCAGUCUCGAUACCUGACCACCCUGUGGAGAAACAGCGUGCCAUUGUUAAACCCCACAUUCUAACCCAUGUUAUAGAGGGAUUUGUUAUACAAGAAGGCCCGGAGCCAUUCCCAGUUCAAAGGUCAUCAUUAUUGACCGAGUUUAUUCCACCAAAGCCAGGUCAGCCGGUGGAACAAUCAUCGUUGAUCUCGAUGGACGAGGCAGACAUGGAGGAUGAUGAUGAUACGAGUCAUGAGGAGCAAGGUCCGCUAAUGGGACAGAAAUCAUUGCGAUGUGAAUACUGUAGCAGCAUUUAUAACAGCUCUAAUUCGGCUCAGAGGUUUUGUUCGAAAUCUUGCGCUAAACGUUACAAUGUCGGCUGUACCAAACGGCUUCACCAUUUUCCAGGAAGGCCUAAAGAUAAGGGAGGAAGAAUUUUGAAAAGGAAAAGAAAAGGCAAGAAAGGUUGGCAUGGUAACAGACUACAGAGCUCUAGUUCAAUGGGUGCAGCUGAUGUUGAUAUGGAUGAUCAGAGUAGUUCACUAAGCCAAGAAGACACGCCUUCUCCAUCAACUUCACCGGACCAUAAUCUACAGACUCCGCCCCCUGAGUUACAGAUGGAGGGAGAGUACAUUCAGCCACUUACAAGUCCUACAAAAUGGAAUGUGAUGGAAGUAUACGAGUUUAUAAAGAAUCUCCCAGGCUGCGGCAUGUAUGCCGAGGAAUUUAGGUCGCAAGAGAUUGACGGGCAGGCAUUACUCUUACUUAAAGAAGAUCAUUUAAUGACAACGAUGAACAUGAAACUUGGACCUGCUUUAAAAAUAUGUGCUAGAAUUAAUACCAUUAAAGAGGAGACUGGUUGAAAAAAAGAAAAAAGUACGAGAGAUUGUGCUCAGUGGAAAAAAUGGAAGCUAGAUCAUUGAAAUGGAGUAUGGCUAAUUGUUUCUACCAAAUCAAAAAAAGAUUUUAAUCUUUGAAUCAAGGCUACAUGAAUGUUUUAUAAACAAAGAGAUCUAGCUAUAUAUUUGAUAUCUACAUAGAAAAAUAGCAGUACUAAUGUUAUUUGUUGUGUACAUCUGUACAGAAAACUCUCUGUACAUGAUGUAUUUUUGUGUAAAUCUGUACAGAAAACUGUAGAAUAUGUCAUGUGCAUCAGUACAGAAAAUAGGGUUAUGUACAUCUGUACAGGAGAACUGGUGGUGCAUAUUAUAUUCUGUGUACAUCUGUGUAAAAAAAAAACUGUCAUAUCAAUUAUUUUUGCAUAGACUGACAGUACACGUUUUACUUUGUGUGCAUUUUUACCGGAAACAGGCAAUAGAUGUUAUGAGCAACUGCAUGCUGUACAUGUUAAAUCUUAUGUACAUCUGCACAGAAAACUUGAAGUACAUGUUAUACAUGUAUCUUGUUUACAGAAAACUUGUACAUGUUACAUCUAAUGUACAUCUCUAUAGAAACUGAUAGUACAUGUUAUAUUUAGUGUACAUCUGCACAGUAUUUUUGCUAUAUAUAUUUUUUGCUUCAAAUAUUACAAUAUUUGUUGUACAGAAAUCUGUAGUAUUUGCACAUUAUAUUUGAAUAAUCACAGUUGUAUGAAAAACUGAAUGCAUAUCCUCUGUAUGAAGAAGUACAGUUACUGUUGUACGAAAAGCUGCCUGUAUAAGUUGUUACCAAGUUUCUGACUGAUGCUUUGUG